Messenger RNA from Paramuricea clavata, 1501 nucleotides. NCBI's taxonomy places the organism in Eukaryota, Metazoa, Cnidaria, Anthozoa, Malacalcyonacea, Plexauridae. The record is from the annotation of a GenBank genome assembly.
AUGGCUGAGGAAAACGGGGAAGUUGCAGAUGAGAACGGCUUGGUUGGCAUACCAGUAUCUUAUGAUAUGGGAUGGCAGAAGCGGGGUAAAGGACACAAUUCAAUGACCGGACAGGGAGUAGCAAUGGGAUUAGGAACAGGUAAUGUUUUGGCAUAUGCAACAAAGUGCAAAUCAUGUAGAGUGUGCGAUCAUGCAAAGAAAAAAGGCAAGCAGCCAAGGAGACAUGACUGCAGAAAGAAUCAUGUUGGUUCAUCCAAAGCCAUGGAACCAGCAGUUGCAUGUGAACUGUGGAAUUCGGCUCCCAAAGAAAAAGUAAAAUUUUCAAUUUAUGUAGGUGAUGAUGAUACCACUACACUUUGUCACUUAAACCAGUGUACCAUAUGGAGUCGAGAAGUGGUCAGAUAUUGUCCAUGCCAAACGUUCGCUUAUAUCAAGGUUGUACAAUAUUUCACUUCGUUCCAAGUUUGAAAAUUCAUCAGCCUUGAGUCAAAAAGUUAUAAACUAUUUGGGGAAGUGUUUUACAUAUAGUGUUGCACAAAAUCGUGAUGUAAACAACUUAAAAUCUGCAAUAAAAAAUAUUGUUCCACAUGCAUUUGGAGACCACAAAGGUUGCUGCUCAUCGUGGUGUGGUUAUAAAAAAGAUCCCUUGACAUACCGACAUAAAGAUUUACCGUACAAUCGAGACUUGCAGGGAAAUGAAUUGAAAAGCAUACUUACCAGUUUGUUUGAUGAAUAUGCCACAGAUACAGUAGCUCAAAAGCAUACACCAUUUGCUAACUCGCAAAGAAGUGAAUCCUUGAAUAGUACCAUAGGAAGCAAAAAUCCAAAAAUCCGUUAUUAUGGUGGGAGUGAGAGCAAUGACUUUCGUGUUGCUUGCGCAGUUACACAAAAGAAUAUCGGAUUUAGUUACGUUGAUAAAACACUAGAUUCUCUUGGCAUAGAUCCAGGUGUCACUUGCAGCUUCCACAAGUCUACAAUGGACAAGAAACAACAAUGUGAUAAAAAAAGAAAAUCUUCAAAGGAGUAUAAGAUCAGGAGACAUCAGCUGCAAUCUGAGAGGAUCUCAAAAACUGCAAGGAAAGAGGCAAAAGAAGGAAAAACUUAUGAAACAGGUAUUGGGCUAAAUCUGGAAAAGGAAACUACAGUUACAACUACAGGCAACAAUACAGAUGUUGAUGUUGAUAAAAUUGUUAUGGGCAUAACAAAUAAUAAGCAAUUAUAUGAAAACUUGAUGAAACUAGUUCCACCUUUCACUGAAAGACCAGCAAAAGAAUACCUAAGUCAUGAUCCUGAUAAAACAUACCAGUUUGUAUUAUUUGACAUUGAAACAACAUGCACUGGCAAACAGGCAGAGAUCUGUCAACUAUCGGCAAUAUGUCAAAAUGGUGACACCUUCUCUUCAUAUAUUCUGCCCAAUAAUUCUGUUGGAUAUUAUGCAUCGAAAGUCAAUAAUCUCACAGUAGAAACCAUAAAUGGGAAAGAACAUUGUGCAAAGAUUUGA